Messenger RNA from Dichomitus squalens LYAD-421 SS1, 1743 nucleotides. RefSeq lists its product as uncharacterized. The coding region runs from base 1 to 1743 and encodes 580 amino acids. The transcript has 6 exons. The record is from RefSeq and is a predicted model, not a curated record. Lineage: Eukaryota; Fungi; Basidiomycota; Agaricomycetes; Polyporales; Polyporaceae.
AUGACUGUCCUCCAUAUCUUUGCGCUUUUUGAUGCCAUCGACACUCUUCGUAUCGUCGAUGCAACGUUGCCAAGCUUUUCUGUAUUCUGGGGUCGAGAAGGCAUGGACUACAUGCGAAACCUCGCUCAAGUGGUCUCUCGCUUGAACAUGAAGCGACUCGUUAUCCACAACCCUGUCUUGAGGAGCCUGUGGGUGGACACCCCGGAGUGUCCACGGAUCUGUGAGCUUCAUGGUCUACUUCGUGACCCUCAGUCGGAGCUCCAACUCUUGGCUAUCAACAUCGCCAAAGCGGUAUGGUACAACCUGGUGUUUGGAGGACGACAAGAAGGAGUACAACGGGAUUUAUGCAAUGCCCUUGGCGCAUCCGCGAGGUUGCAACAUCUCACGUUAGGAUUCUUUAACUUCCAUCGCAUGCUUCCGGUGAAGGAAACGGACUUCUACCAAUUGAUCAUUAUUAGAAACACGGACCUCAUAUAUGCCGCCCCUCCUCGCCUUCAGGAGGUCACCCUCCAUUUUCCCAAUCUUCUCCCGCUGGAAGACUUCCGCGAGAGUCACUCCUCGACAACAGACAAAUCCUUGCUGGAUUGGAGCGAGCUGGAUGGCGCGCUUGCGAGCAAAGUCUAUCUGCGAGUCGAUACGGCAAUCGUUCCGCAUGGAACUUACCCCUUUCCCGCCAUUGACGAGAAAGUCAGGAGGUGGAGCACCCAGUCGAAUCCUCCGUUCGCACCUCUACCCGAGGAAACAGUUUUCAAGCAAGCUGCCGUCACAGACGGGGAAUUGAAAAUCUCGCCGUCAAAUGUCAUCGACCCUAUCUUCCGCGUCUUCGCGCUUUUCAAGAGCAUAGAGUCUCUUUACUUGGUCCACACCCGUUUGCCCUGGCUGCUGCCCAACACGCAAUUGGCUCCUGUAGACGUGAUCUUCUAUCGUCUGCAAGUGCGAAAUCUCGUCAUUUGUUCGGAUGAUGAGGCAGUGAGCGUGUUCGAACGCGCCGUCGGGUUCCUUCUGCGUGCCCCUGUUGUCCGGCCCCCACUGCGGAGCCUCUGGGUAGACUGCAUAGACAUUCCGAAGAGUAUAGCGCUUCAGGAUUUCCUCCGCGACUCCCAGCCGCCGUUACAAGACCUCGGAAUCAAUGUCUUCAGGCCGGUGCUGCAAUCAUAUCUCGACAGGGGACAUGACAAAGAAUUUAUAAGUUUGACCACUGCCCUAAGCGCAGCCACAGCGCUCCAGCGGCUUUCCCUGCGGCUCUUCAACUUCCUCUUGAUGCUUCCGCCCGCUCCCGGUUUCGAUAUCUACGAGUACGUCAUCACUUGCAACACAGAGCUUGUCCGCGCAACCCCACCACAGCUAUCGGAAGUCACCCUCCAGUUUCCCAGCUUGAUUCCGGCACACAACGCUAUGCGGAAACCGUCCGCACCCGAUUACCCCGCGGUUGACUGGAGAGGAUUGGGCGACGAGCGCGGAUUGGACGACGCGCUCGUCGCGAAGAGCCAUCUAAGAGUAGUGACGGCGCUCCUCCCACAUGAUACAUACCCAUUUCCUCUGCCUUACGAGACUAAGGAAUUGCGAGUGUUUGAAGCGUUCAGCCCUUUGUCGGAAGAGACUGUCAUUAAACAAGCUGUAAUCACUGAUCACGAAGAAGCAAUCGCAUGUCUCAAAAAGGCCUUUCCUCAGACGUACUUGAGGGGUCUCUUGAAGUUGAUGGUAGCCUAUCCGGAUGGUAGCGUAGCCGUGUGUGAUGUAUGA